AAACGGGAUGGUGAAAGCGUCGCAGUGACAGAUGAGUUUUACACACGAAUUUGUUUAUUAUUAAAUUUUCGCAGAAAAGCCGUGAAAAAUGCCAGGAAAUUGGCAAAAUUGGUGCAGGUUUUGUGCUAAAAGUGAUUUUACUGAAGAAGACAAUGCGUAUGAAGUCGAAUCAUUUGAAAAUCAGCUACAAAUCAUCAACAAUUGCUUCAAGAUUUCGCUAAGGCCCUUGGCAGGAAUUCGGCCUUUGGUUUGCGGAGAAUGUUGUGGCUUCUUAGCGAAAUUGGGCAGCUUCAGAGACCGUUGUGUGAAAACGGAUGAGAUGUUCAGGGACAUAAUGCAGAGCAGUAUUCAAGAUCUCGAUCUUCAAUCAAUUAGACUGAAACACCAGAUUGAUCAAGAGAAAAUUCAAUUCAAGGCAGAAAUUGCGGAGAUUGUCGACGAUGAUGUUAUUGUCAUUAAACAAGAAAUAAGUACAGAAGACCUUACAGUAGAAGACUCACACAAAAGAUCCAAAAAGGAAAAGAAGAAAGAGAAGAAAAGGAAGAGGAAGGCAUCUCCGGAACGUGAUGAGCAAGCUGAUCCUAAGAAUAAACUCUUUAUUGUGUCGUACAAUGAAGAGAAGUCCUAUAUCGCUGUAACAUACAAAGGAAAAGACGUACAAUACGAUGACUUCGUAGUAAAAGCGUGCUCACACUUGGACCUUAAGGACAUCUCGAUUUAUGAUCAUAAUGAUAUUAAAAUUGAUCGAGAUGCAUUCGUUUACGUUUUCAAAAACCAUCCUCCGCAGUAUGUUGUGAUCAAGUCAAAAGAGACAUCCAAAAUGAAUCCAAUAAACGUACGCAUAAGCGCAACAGCAAGCAACAGCAAUAGUAAUGAGACUAUUCUUAAUCCAUCGUGCCGUCAAAUUCAUUCAGCAUCUCAGGUUCCUUUGCCUGCUAAUAAGGAAUAUAUUGUGCAAUCAUUCACAAUUUCGGAUCAGUCUACGGAUUCACAGGAAUUGGAAAUUGGUGAUACGAUUAUUGUGAAACAGGAAGAGUGUGAAAAGGAAGCACUCAAUAAAAUUCGCAGGGACAGAUUUUAUACAGCACAAAAUGGAGAAUCUUCCACAGACAGCAUGAGUUCAAGAAUAGCAAAUGGAGUUCCGGCUGAUGGUAUGAAUUUUUUGGAGGAGCUUCCUGAUGAUACAUUUAUCCAACCUACACCUAUGAAUUCUAUCCUACAUCAAAACUGGGAAGAUUGGACAAAGGACAUUGGACUUUAUUCCCAACUUAAUGAUUCAUCAAAUAUGAGUAUGGGAAAUAAUUCGAGUUUGCCUCUAGCAAAUUUUGGAAGUAUGUAUUCGCUGAAUAUUCAACUCAGGGACAUUCUGAAAUGUCCUGAUGGAAGAAAAAUCAUUCAGUUCUAUGCGGCACGUGGAAGUCUUGAUCGUACCAGAAGGGACAGUUUGAUCAAACUUAUUCUAGAUUAUGCUGAUAGGCACAACAUGCGUCUAUCUUGCAAGAUUCUAGAGUCGAUUUCUGAAGAAAUUCAAGACAUAUUUCCUUCGGAAGUUAAGGAAUAUUAUUAUUCGCCAAAAGGUAAAUUUCAGAAGUUCUAUGGUGGUUUGCUGUAUGCACGCUAUCAUAACAGAAAAAGACCUGCUGCUAAGAGAAAGAGAGAACCGGAAAAUAUAACUAUACAGCAGAUACAGCAUAAUCCUGAAUCUCAAAAUAUGCAGGAGCUUUUGGCUAUCAAAGAACGACUGAGAUCCACAGAAAUCACUGAAAUCUCACCUGAAAUCCAGUCAAUGUGGACAGCAACGAGUUCUUUGCGGAAGAAAGAACUUCAGGCUAAUAAAGAAAUAUUCAACGAGUGGCCAUUAUAUACUCAUAGCCAUGGCUAUGUUUUUAUUUCCGAGGAUUUUUGCAAUUGGUAUCCUAAUGCCGAAUCAUUGGAUAGCAAAUGGUCAGUAUUUUUCAAAAAAAUCGUUCCUAUCCUGCAAAUGCAAGUCAAAGAUCGUCAGAAUAGACAAAUGUUGGACGAUGUCAUUGCCUGUGUUGAAGGUGAAGAAACCAGACAAUGCUCAAUUAUAAAAAUUUUGCAUUCUGUAUUGAAACCUCGAUGCUUCGUCAAAAAAACCGAUCCUACAGAUCCUACCAAAAUCAAAUACAUCAAGCCAACCAUUGCUGAUGCUCAGGAAAAUAUGCUGAUCACUCUUCAUAGUGAAAAUGAAUACCAAUUGCGUUUAGAUGCUUUUGUAAAAUACUUGCAAGAAACUGGUAGAUCCUUCCAUCCUAUCAUAUUUCGCAUUAUUGGGAUAGGAUAUAAGGUUUUCUGCCAUGGAGAGAUUCAAUUUCAUGUUCAGACCUUGAAGGAAGCUAUCGAUAUCUGCUUCAAGUCAUUCCACGUGCUUCAUGGUGGGCAAUACCCUAUAGAAUCUGAGAUAGUCUGGUUCUUCAUCCAGACGUAUUUCUAUGAGAUCAAAACUAUCAAUGAUGCACGAGUCAUUGGCAGUUGUGUGGAUAUUGUCAAUCAAUUGAAAAUGGGAAUCGAAUCAUAAGAUAGAAUACAUUAUCAGUGUAAGUUCUUGAAUAAAAUGUAAUAUAUGUAUGAAAA
This is a messenger RNA of Phlebotomus papatasi, 2595 nucleotides long. RefSeq lists its product as uncharacterized. The coding region runs from base 89 to 2539 and encodes 816 amino acids. The transcript has 10 exons. Gene Ontology annotation, molecular function: zinc ion binding. NCBI's taxonomy places the organism in Eukaryota, Metazoa, Arthropoda, Insecta, Diptera, Psychodidae. The record is from RefSeq and is a predicted model, not a curated record. Gene Ontology annotation, cellular component: nucleus.